Mobula hypostoma (lesser devil ray) is the source of this 645-nucleotide messenger RNA. RefSeq lists its product as uncharacterized. Lineage: Eukaryota; Metazoa; Chordata; Chondrichthyes; Myliobatiformes; Myliobatidae. The record is from RefSeq and is a predicted model, not a curated record. The transcript has 2 exons. The annotation marks the transcript as partial.
AUGGCGCGGAUGAAGAAGAUGGCGAGGAUGAAGAAGAUGGUGAGGAUGGAGAAGAUGAGCACACCGACAUCGAGCACAUCGACAUUGAGCACAUCUACAUCGAGCACAUCUACAUCGAGCACACCGACAUCGAGCACAUCGACAUCGAGCACACCGACAUCAAGCACACCGACAUCAAGCACAUCCACAUCGAGCACAUCUACAUUGAGCACACCGACAUCGAGCACAUCUACAUCGAGCACACCGACAUCGAGCACAUCUACAUCGAGCACAUCUACAUCGAGCACACCGACAUCGAGCACAUCUACAUCGAGCACACCGACAUCGAGCACACCGACAUCGAGCACAUCUACAUCGAGCACACCGACAUCGAGCACAUCUACAUCGAGCACAUCUACAUCGAGCACAUCUACAUCGAGCACAUCUACAUCGAGCACAUCGACAUCGAGCACAUCUACAUCGAGCACACCGACAUCGAGCACAUCUACAUCGAGCACAUCUACAUCGAGCACAUCUACAUCGAGCACACCGACAUCGAGCACACCGACAUCGAGCACACCGACAUCGAGCACAUCGACAUCGAGCACACCGACAUCGAGCACAUCGACAUCAAGCACAUCUACAUCGAGCACAUCUACAUCGAGC